Molecule: messenger RNA, 3948 nt
Organism: Nelumbo nucifera (sacred lotus)
Lineage: Eukaryota; Viridiplantae; Streptophyta; Magnoliopsida; Proteales; Nelumbonaceae
Product: receptor-like protein 7
Molecular function (GO): protein binding
Source: RefSeq, a predicted model, not a curated record
CACAUAAAAAGUCUUGGAAUUAAUUAUAGGAGAAUGGCCAAGCAACAAUCGCGUCGACUCCUCCUACUAUAUUCAUUCUACUGUUCAACACUUCAACCAAACGCGUUUUUGUUCGGGUUCGACCUCCUCCUCCUCUCUCUCCCUGCUCCCUAUUCUACUUGGUGCCGCCCCGAGCCCAAUCCGGACCAGUUUGGUCGGCCACCACGACUCUACCCUGCCACCCACGAAGGUUAAUGUUAAUGGGUCUCCAAUCUCCUAAACUCGUUACCCUAUCUUAACUUUCUCAAUCUCAGUCAGUCUCAUGGGUGUUUCUCAUCACAUUCACCUCCAAUGAGAUUUCUACUACUGCUUUCAUGGCUUCUCACCCUCCAUUCUCUCUCUAUUUUCCUCGGGACCAGUAAUUUAUCCGUCUAUGGCAUAUGCCUGGAUGAUCAGCGCUCCUCGUUGCUUCAAUUGAACAGAAACCUUUCUUUCUCAACUCCUCUUCGUGCUAAUGUUGCUUCAAAGCUUGCCUCUUGGGAUGCAAGCAUCGAUUGCUGUCAGUGGGGCGGUGUCACCUGCGAUGAAGAGACCGGACAUGUCAUCUCUCUCGACCUUAGCAGCGAAUUCAUUUCCAGUGGAAUUGAUAAUUCCAGCAGUCUAUUUGAACUUGCAUAUCUCCAGAGCUUGAAUUUGGCAUACAACGCCUUCAAUAAUGUUCGGAUUCCGUCUGGGUUUGGCAGGCUCCUUAAUUUGACUCAUCUCAAUCUCUCCAACUCGGGCUUCGCAGGUCAAAUUCCAAUCGACUUCUUACAACUGACGAGGUUGGUUUCUCUUGAUCUCUCCACAUUAUUCACCGGAGGCACAUCUUUGAAACUUGAAAAUCCAGAUCUCAGAGCGCUUGUCCACAACCUUACAAGGUUGACAACUCUCCGUCUCGAUGGAGUAAACAUUUCGGCACAGGGACCCGAAUGGUGCCAAGCCUUAUCAUCUGCACUUCCAAACCUGCAAGUGCUGAGCUUGUCUAAUUGCCAUAUUUCAGGGCCUCUGGAUUGUUCCCUUACGGGUCUUACUUCUCUCGCUGACAUUCGUCUCGACCUGAAUAGUAUCUCUAGUAAUAUACCGGAGUGCUUUGCAAAUUUCAUGAAUUUGACCUCCCUGCGCCUCACUUCUUGUGGGUUGACUGGGGAAUUCCCGCAGCAGAUUUUCCGACUACCGAAAUUGCAGUCCCUCGAUGUAUCACUCAACCAGAAUCUCAGUGUUUCUUUGCCGCCGGAAUUACCCAACUAUGGAUCCCUUCGGAGCUUGGUGCUUUCCAACACAAAAUUCAGCGGUAAGUUACCGGAUUCCAUUGGCAAUCUCAGGUUGUUGUCCAAUUUACAGAUUGUGAGUAGCAGUUUGUAUGGAUCAAUUCCGUCUUCAUUGAUCAAACUUGCCCAACUUGUUUCUUUGGACAUGUCGUCUAAUUACUUGAACGGAUCAAUUCCAUCGUUGGGUUCGCUUGAGAAUCUCACCCAAAUAAACCUUUCCAACAAUCGUUUGGCAGGUCCUAUUUCCUCCAUUCAGUGGGACAGACUUGGAAAACUUGUUAAUCUUGACUUGCGAAACAAUUCGCUCAGUGGAAGAAUUCCAUAUUCACUCUUUGCCCUCCCAUCACUAAGGAAGUUACAGCUCUCCCACAAUCAACUUGUUGGUCGACUCGACGAAUCUUCCAAUGGAUAUUUGGCUCCCUUAGAUACCCUGGAUCUCAGUAGCAAUAAGUUGGAAGGGCCGGUUCCCAAAUCAAUUUUUGGACUCCAGCGUCUUAGUAUCCUCACCUUAUCUUCCAACAAUUUCAAUGGCACGAUGCAACUCGAAAUGAUUCAGAAUCUAAAGAACCUUACAAGCCUUGAUCUUUCCUAUAACAGAUUGUUAGUCGAGACUAGUGUUGAUAAUUCUACCUCGACGUCGUUCUCUAAUUACCCCCGGAUUACAACGUUAAAGUUGGCCUCCUGCAACCUGACAGAAUUCCCCGAAUUCCUGAAAACAAAUAAAUCAACAUUGACCUUUCUAGAUCUUUCUAAUAACCGAAUUCGCGGGGUUGUGCCUUCUUGGAUUUGGAAUAUAAGCGAUAGAUCUCUUGCUUAUCUAAAUCUUUCUUUCAACAUGUUGGAGCAUCUGCAGCGACCGUUGCCCGACCUUACUUCUAGUUCGUUGGCCACCAUUGACCUUCAUUCCAACCAGCUCCAAGGGCCAAUUCCAACUCUUUCAACACCAUCUGCCAUCUAUUUGGAUUACUCAAACAACAGCUUUAACUCCACAAUCCCCGUUAAUAUUUCUUUGUGCUUAAACUUCACCAUUUUCUUCUCUCUUUCAAGCAAUAAACUUACGGGAGAAAUACCUGCGUCCAUAUGCAACGCUAGUUAUCUCCAAGUCCUUGAUUUGUCUGAUAACAAUUUGAGCGGCAGGGUUCCUUCUUGUUUGGCUCAUUUAACCAGUGGGGCACUGAGGGUACUGAAUCUGGGACAGAAUAAACUUAAUGCAAGUAUACCUGAACAAUUUCCUGUUGGAUGUGGCCUGAGGACGUUGGAUCUCAAUGGGAACAGAUUGGAAGGACAGGUACCACAAACUCUUGGGAAUUGCAAAAUGCUGGAGGUUUUAGACCUUGGGGACAACGAGAUCAAUGACACGUUUCCCAUUUGGUUGGGGAACAUGACCCAGUUGCGGGUCCUGGUUCUACGAUCCAACAGAUUCCAUGGGCACAUCAUGGAAAAUUCAGCAUGUAAUGACAUCUUCCGGGUGCUGCAGAUCAUUGAUCUGUCUUCUAAUAAUUUUACAGGUGCUCUGCCCGUGCAAUGCUUUAGAUGCUGGCAUGGGAUGAUGGUCGAUGAUAAGGAUGGGAAGAGUGCAACAUUGAAAUUCAAGUUUUUUGAUUUCAACAAUCAAGUGUACUAUCAGGAUACUGUGAAUGUUACCAGUAAAGGUCUAGAAGUGCAAUUGGCGAAAAUCCUAACCAUCUACACUUCUAUUGAUUUGUCAAACAAUAGAUUCGAUGGGAACAUUCCUCCAGUGAUUGGAAACCUCACUGCACUCCGCCUGCUCAACUUAUCACACAAUGCUUUCACAGGUGAAAUUCCAUCCUCUUUGGGGAAUUUAGCGCAGCUGGAGUCGUUAGAUCUCUCUCAUAACCAUCUGAAUGGGAAUAUCCCUGUGCAGUUGGUAGGCUUAAAUUUUCUUGCAAUCUUCAAUUUGUCGUGGAACAAUCUUAUGGGCAUGAUACCCAGCAGCAAUCAGUUCCAGACCUUCUCCAAUGAUUCUUACCAGGGAAACGAAGGAUUAUGCGGGCCCCCUUUGUCGAAAAAAUGCCAAGAUUCAACAAUUCCUCAGUCACUGAUGUCUGAGGCUGUAUUUGAUUGGAAAUUCAUACUGACUGGAUUGGGCUUCGGAGGAGGAGCAGGACUGGUAAUUGGACCGUUAAUGUUUUGGAAGAAAGGGAGGAAGUGGUUUGACCAACACAUUGAUAGAGUCAUUCUCAUGAUUUUACCUUCAGCAGGAUUACUUUGCAACAUGUGUGAUGUUGAGAGAAUCGAGGCAGAAGAGACGAUAGAAAUGGAGCUUACAGAGAUGGCAGGGGACUUUGAUGACGACGAUGAAGAAGAGAAAGAAUGUCGGAGACGGUACUGUGUGUUCUGUUCUAAACUAGACAUCAGUCUGACCAAGGUCAUCCACAAUCCCAAUUGCUCCUGCCAUACCCAUAAUAUCUUAUCACAAAGUUCUCUGUAAAUCCGAAUUUGCCAAACCCUGGAAUUGGAUUUUGAGCGUAUCCUUUUUUUUUCUUCUGGUAUUGUAUAUAAACACAAAAMUGAGCGCCCCAUGAGAGAGUUGGGGUGAGGAAACAACUUGGAGCCCUAUAUGUAUUAGUUUCUGUAAUUAUCUUUACAAAGUAUACAAACUCUGCUCUGCAUAAUUUAUGAAUCCCUUGUUGAAGGA